Prorocentrum cordatum is the source of this 1260-nucleotide messenger RNA. Lineage: Eukaryota; Dinophyceae; Prorocentrales; Prorocentraceae. The record is from the annotation of a GenBank genome assembly.
AGGUUACGAGGAGGGGCGCCAGACGCACGAGGAUGAUAACCUCGACGUGUGCGUAGACAUCUGGAAGAAGCACGAUCCAAAUUGCACGAUGAAGAUCCCGCUCGGAGAGGCCAUGCUGUUCAUCAAUGAGGUCGAGGCGAAGCUCCUCCAGCGGCGCAACGAGGCAGCCACCAAGGCGCAAGACAAGUGGAGGCGCAAGGUGUCCCAGCUGGCGAAGGCCGACAGCGUCGGGGGCCUGGUCAACGACGUGAAACUCAAAGAGUCGAGGCGAAAGUGGUGCCUGGCGCUCACUGCGGACGACGAGGUCACCUUCCACAGCGCGGCGAAGAUGGUCCUUCGGCUAAACCUGGUGGAGGAGGAGGAGAACCCAGAGGAGGCGCUCGAGAAGCUUGACGUCAGCGAGGCAGUGGCGUCGAAGAAGGACCGUGAGAUUUCGGAUCUCGAGAACCUCCGGUACGGCGACAGCGGCGUCAAGGACUUCGUCCAGACCAUCGCCGCGAUGAAAGUGCAGAGGAAGUUCAGGGAAUCGCGGCGGAGGCGGCGCUCCGCGGACGCGGAGGUUCGCGUGGCGGAUGCGGACGCGCCAGACUCCAGCAGUCGCCCGGACCCGCUGGACCAGGCCGCGGGUGCGCCGAGGUGAGGCUCGGGCGCCGUCCUGCUGGCCCCCUGGGCCCUGCCCCAUGGAGGAGGGAGAAGGGUGGAGAUGGGCGGGAAGGAUGGGCAGGAAUUGAGAGAGCUGGGCCAGGAACGCUCAGCGCCAAUUCUCCGCUGUCUGUCGGCCAUGGCUUCGUACGCCACCGGCCCCUUGGAAAGGCGCUGCUGCUGGAGUCUCACCCUAGCGCGGCGGCCUGGUCGCUCGCCUCGGCCGUCGCCUUGAAUAGAGAAGGCCAGCGUGGCCGCACCAGCGGUUUCAGUUUCACUGUGUGCCCGCGCAGCGGGGCGGCGUGGGCAGACCCCGCCGCAGGCUUUCGGGUUGGCGCGGGGCGCAUCUCGCCAGGCGGGCCUUCGCCCAUCUUUCUCGCCUCCCCCCUCGGAGGGCACCAACCAUACACCAACACCGAUCCUGGGCCCAGGGUGAUCCUGGCCAGGAUCGGUCUUGGUGUAUGGUUGGGGCUCCCCUACCCCCAUUUCCUUCCCUGCCCUCGCUCCCCCUUCCCCCCUUUUCCUUUGGCGGUACGGUAGGUCGCGUCGUGCCUGCCUCGGCAGUGGCCCUUCCGCAGGCGUUCAAGGUUCAACGCCGCCAGCGGCCCAAAGUCGGCC